Fusarium subglutinans is the source of this 1512-nucleotide messenger RNA. RefSeq lists its product as uncharacterized. The transcript is spliced from 3 exons. Lineage: Eukaryota; Fungi; Ascomycota; Sordariomycetes; Hypocreales; Nectriaceae. The coding region runs from base 1 to 1512 and encodes 503 amino acids. The record is from RefSeq and is a predicted model, not a curated record.
AUGUCUUCAUUACCCCCGCGCUCCUCAUCCGCACCUUAUUACGGUUCAAGGGCCAAUCUGUCAAGAAGACCCAGCGGUGCGGGAUAUCCGCCAUCGAAAUCUCCAUCCUUUCAGUAUAUUCCUGGCGAUCACAGUGUUCGAUCUGCCAGUUUGACUUCCAUCGUGGACAUGUAUCACGGCAGGACCCCAGACGAUGCCACGCAACCUCUCCGUUCACCAAGCUCGUUUUACUACGAUUAUACUGAAGAGUUUGACAAAGGAUUCCCGUGCGAAUUUGAGUAUGCGUCCACAAUUGGCUCUCCUCAAGGACAUACUAUUGGCAUAUUGAGGAGAGAUGACAUGGAGGAAACAGAUGCGGCGUUCCCGGCCAGCUUCCAAGCCCAGUGCAGCUCUCCCGUACUAUCUAUCGAUACGAGCGAAGACGACUGGGUUUGGGAAGGUAGCCAAAAAGAGAAGGGUUCUAGUGGACAUGACACGGUUCGGGAAAAUCCUCCUCCUAUUCCACCAAAGACGGAAGCUCGAUGCCCUGACAAACCUUCGUUCCAUAUGGGAAACGAAGCGGUCUCUAUGAAACCAAAGCUCCAUGGCGCGCAUCAUCGCCGAACCCCCGCCAACGCAAACAUUAAGAUCCCGAAUAAGAACGAUAUGGCCUUACCGAAGCAAGACGUGCCCCAGGAAGUGCCAAAAGCAGAUAUAGGCGCUGGGAUCCUUUCACCUAACCCAGUCUCACCAGCACAUCAGUUGAGAGUCACGAACAGUAUUCCGCAGUUGAUGAAGGCUCUGCCACCGUUACCUGAUGAAGCACAAUACAAUUCCGAUCUCCAAUGUUGGAGCUCAUCUAGACAUACCACAGCCCACGCAUAUAAGAUGUAUGCCAGCAGUCCUGCUAAUAAUGCUAUUCGCCUGGAGUCUAAAGUAGGUGUGGAUACGAUGUCUUCAAAACCAGUAUCAAGAACAAAAGACUCGACAAAGCCAGCUUACCAUCCAACCCUGUCCAAUCCCUCUCGGUUCAAAGUUCGUCUAAGCUCGUCUCAGUCAGGGCUUCAGAGCAAAUGGAGCCUUGAUUCUCCGGGCAUUCCUGAGAGAAGCUCCAGUAAUCCUAUCAAGCCAAGACUCAGACUCAAAGUGUCUCGAAGUCGAAUGAGCAAUAAGCUAAUGGGCCCUGAUGGAACAAAUGUGCGCAACAGCCCUCUCAAGCAGUACAGCUCUCUCCUAGAGUUGAAGAACUUUCCUCAUAGAGAUGCUUUUACAGAUCGAUCCAGCUUUAGAGAAGCACUGGAAGAGCAACUCGCCCAAUUUGGUGUUGAUAAGCGACUAUCUAAUAUCGACGAAGGAACUAUCCGAGGACCUUCACGGCAGUUGUCUGACCAGUUUGAUAUUCCUUAUCCCCCUUCAACUAAGGCCCAUGAGGAACAAGUCGUCUUUUCUUCGACACCGGGCUUCGCCGACGAACAUACGGAAAAGGCCAAGGGGCCCAGCCAACCUCAGCGACCCUACACCAUUACGGUCUGA